AUGAAUCAAAAUAAUAUUGUUUCUAUAUCAUUUUUAUUUAUUGUUUAUUAUUCAGUUACUCAUGCUAAUGUACCCAUAGAAAAUCCUCCUUUUAUAUUUAACAAUAGCAAGGAAAAUGGGAUAAAAAUGUUUUUAGACAAUCAAACACCAGAAGAUUCUCUUUUCAAACAUUCUUACUCGUUAGACACAACUCUUGAAAACUUUCCUAAUCCUUUUAUUCAUCCUUCAUUAUGCAAUAGAAAUGGAUUAAAAUAUUCUUAUAUAUGUGAUCCAAAUAAAAUAUUGUCAAGAAAUACAGCAGAUAAAAUAGAAGAAAUUUUAAUUUAUCAAAGGAGCAACUCCAGUCAUUAUUGCAUAGAUAAAGAAGUUUCUUAUAUAUUAGGUGUGGCAUUAAUAAAAAAAUUGCCUUAUGGAGUAACUGCAGAUACAUUUGCCUCCCAAAUAUUAGAAUAUUGGAAAUUAAGUAAUAGAAAUUGUAAUGAUGGAAUCUUACUUUUUUUUGUGAAGGAAGAUGCAACUUUUGUAUUGAAAUGGAAAAAGGGGGCACAAUCAGUAAUUAACUUUAGAACAGCUACCGCUAUGCAUAAAUCAUUUAACCAAUAUAUAAGAAGAUAUUCUCUAGAAUAUUCAAUUUUGAGAGCUGUGAAAUUGAUAUCAGAGUAUCUUACGGAAGAAAUAAUUCCACCAACACAAACAACUCAAAUGGUUGUUGCUCUUACUAUUGCAAUUGUGGUUGGUCUUAGUUAUCUUGCAUGUAUCUUAAUAGUUUUUACCGAUGCUCAGAAAGUAAAUAAAACCAUUUAA
Molecule: messenger RNA, 804 nt
Organism: Plasmodium gallinaceum
Lineage: Eukaryota; Apicomplexa; Aconoidasida; Haemosporida; Plasmodiidae
Product: conserved Plasmodium protein, unknown function
Exons: 9
Coding region: 1-804 (267 amino acids)
Cellular component (GO): acetylcholine-gated channel complex
Source: RefSeq, a predicted model, not a curated record